CAAAAGCAAGUCCAUCAACUAUUAUCGGAGGCGCAUCACAAGGUGGCUCGAUGAUUCUGCAAUAACCAUUCCACAACCCACUCCCUCCCUCCUUCUCGCCAAUCGACCCCAACUCUCCAAGUCACCUGGGGGAAAACUCUCUUUUUGUUUCUCGUGUUUCACACUUCUGUCUCUAUUGUGUCGUCAUGGGCGUUAUUGGUAUCGGCCUCAUCGUCGCCUCUGUUGUCUGGGUACUUGUUCGUCCGCCGUCAUGGAUGCCAGAGCCGCUACAGAUCCUCCUUCGCUGGAGAGGGACUGGUUUUCCUGCUGUUGCACCUAAGGACGAGGCUGAGACUGAAGCUGAUGAUGCUGAUGCUGAUCCUGGACCCCGUAUCAUGGUGUCGGAUCACGAGGUGGAACCGGGCCCUCGACUCCGGGCUCGUCCGGCCGAUAACCGUACCACACGAGACGACGACCAGCGUCGAGACCAAGGGAAGGCUACCGCUACUGCGAUCGAUACCCCGACCUCAUCGAAGGGCCCCAGGAAUGAUGCUACGUCUAUGCCGCCGCCUCCUUUACCAAAGGUUACACCUCCAUCCCUAACCAUCGCCGAGCCCGAAGAACAAACAACUCCCAAGGCUGUCGCAUCCGAUCCUCCCUCUAUUUCCGUCCCCAGCUUCAGUCUUGACAAUGCUCCUAUUGCGCCGAGCUCACACCCCGCCCCGCGUCGGAACCCCACAGCCCCGGGCCCCGCUCUCUCCCCGAACCCAACCUCCAUGAUGCCUCCGCCUCCAGCUCCAGGCCGUCUCCCUCCUCCCAAGUUCUCAGCUGCCCCACCUGCUGGUCGCCUGCCAUCACUCUCUCAGUUCCCCGCCGUGAACUCACCGCAACGCGCUCGUGGCCCUCUACCAAACCGAGGUCCUCCGUCAUCAGGUGGCCUGGCACCUCCACCUACACACUCAUCGAAACCCAGCAAGCCCAAUCGCAAGGUCCUCCUCACGCCGGGCCACUCUCCUCUCGACUGGGCUCGCAUAUCUGGACCGAAUGCCGACCUCCGUGGUGUCGAACCUCAAACACCAUACCUGCGUGUGACUCCAUCUAUGUUGAAGCGCAUGACAGGUCGCAAGGGCAAAGAUGCUUGGAUGGCCCUGAACGGCAAGGUGUACAAUGUUACACCAUAUGCCGACUUUCAUCCUGGCGGUGUUCCUGAGUUGAUGCGUGGUGCUGGACGUGACGGCACCAAGUUAUUUGGCGAGAUUCAUCCUUGGGUCAACUACGAGACUAUGUUAUCAGCCUGUCUUGUAGGCCUUCUUGUCGAAGAAUCCGAAGGCACUGAGAGUCAGAUGGAUCAGAUGGACUGAACCAUGACAUUGAAGAUACGGCAUAGACCAUAGACGCAAGACUGCUGGCGCAUCCAUGUUACAUGGAAACGAUAUUUUACAUGUAUUAGACUAUACUGUUCGCGCCAUAGAUGUUCUUCUCGAACACUUAGAUGUACAUUAGCUAGAAAGAUACCCCACAGAGACCGGUCUUUACCGUCUCUUUCCAAAUCGAAACUUGAGCUCGUCAUCACUGUCACUAUCCGCGACUUCCACAGCUCUUCUCGUUGGCCGACUCCGCUUCGGAGGCUGCUGUCCUGCAGCAGGCUCUGCUGCAGCUCGUUUACUCCCCU
Molecule: messenger RNA, 1651 nt
Organism: Fusarium odoratissimum NRRL 54006
Lineage: Eukaryota; Fungi; Ascomycota; Sordariomycetes; Hypocreales; Nectriaceae
Exons: 1
Coding region: 186-1340 (384 amino acids)
Source: RefSeq, a predicted model, not a curated record